This is a messenger RNA of Perkinsus marinus ATCC 50983, 918 nucleotides long. RefSeq lists its product as hypothetical. Gene Ontology annotation, cellular component: oligosaccharyltransferase complex; membrane. The record is from RefSeq and is a predicted model, not a curated record. The transcript is spliced from 10 exons. Gene Ontology annotation, biological process: protein N-linked glycosylation. The coding region runs from base 1 to 918 and encodes 305 amino acids. Lineage: Eukaryota; Perkinsozoa; Perkinsida; Perkinsidae.
AUGAUUAUUCCUCUCAUCAUAGCCGUCCUCGCCUUUCCCUCUGUUGUUGCCGUUGCCGGGGAUGUCGCCGUCCUCGAGAAAUGCGUUGUUAAAAGCAAUACCGACGUGAUUGCGGUGGGAUGGCAAAGUGGAAGCUCGACAGGCACUGUUAACAAAAACGCGGUCCUUUCUGACAGCGGCCACCCCUCGGUAAAGUGCGACUUCACCACGGCUGAGUCCUACCCGGCGCAAGUGGCGCUGAUGGUGACAUUCAAGGAAGGUGAUCACGUUGUUGGUGCUCCGGACGUGCAAGUGAUUGAGAUGACACGCGCACGCGACUCUUCUGGAACGUACACUGCUGAUAUUCCUAUGGCUGGCACAGGAGCGAUCACCCCUAGGGACGGGAAAUAUGACUUGACGAUCUUGAUCGGAGAUAACAUGAUGCCAACAGGCGUGCAGCAGUCGCUAGGGGCUGUCCCUUUCGAGUUCCACCAGAUGACCAAGGACGCGUUGAGCAAGAGCAGCAUCCCAGGGAGUGGCGACCUCAGAACCACUACGAAAUUAGCUGCUCGCUAUCUUCCUCUACCGUUGAUCGCCCACACGUUCAAGCCAGCGCAGAAGACCCCACCGUUCGUCAUCACUGCGGUGUUUGUUGUAGACGGCGUAUGGCUAGAUGCUCUGACUACUGUCAUCCCUCUGCUGGCUUUCUUGAGGGGGUUGGGGUUACUCAAGGUCAACAUGGAAUUGUGGAAAAUCGACGUGCAUGGGAUGGUGUUUUUCGGCACGCUCGCGGCCUACUUGGCGGUACUCGGAAUGUUUUUUCUUUCUCUCAAUCUCAUCCAGACGAUGAUCUUGUGUUCGCUUCUGCUGCCAAUUGCGAUCAUCUCGGGGAAUAAGGUAUUGUGUCAAAGUAGAGCCGACAGAGUGAAGACAGAUUGA